This is a messenger RNA of Carica papaya (papaya), 1864 nucleotides long. RefSeq names its product TRAF-like family protein. The record is from RefSeq and is a predicted model, not a curated record. Gene Ontology annotation, molecular function: protein binding. Lineage: Eukaryota; Viridiplantae; Streptophyta; Magnoliopsida; Brassicales; Caricaceae.
UGUAAAUACUUAUAAAGCAAUGCAUGUUUUAGUGAAGAGUGCAGUUUAUUAGGAGCAUGUCUCAUGAAAUCCAUUUUUUGCCCUCAAAUAGCACCUCUAACCUUGGACGGUCUCAUGCCAUGACAUUCUGGCUUUGAGUAAAUGAAGAGGCCGAGAAUUCCUGGCCUUCAUGUGGUAAUACUCUCUAUUUCGUUUUUAUUUUUGCUAAUAAAAAAGGAGAAAUCCUUUUGGCCCCAAUAUUACGUGAGACCGUUGAUUACAUAUGAUGUCACAGAUGAUGGUCUAAGAUGAGAUAAUGCUGGAAUUGUUAAACCUUAAAAUUUCAUUUUGGAAUAUUCUUUAAGUUUUCCUAUUCAACAAGAUUGCAUGCUUUGAUAAAGGUACAUGAAUAUGCUUAACUUGUAGUUGUGUUCAAUUGAAACAUUAUUGUUUACAUCAGCAAGUACAUAAUAGAUUCUGUUUUUUUAAGAAUAAAUUCUUAUUGGUUGCUACCAUCUUUGGAUAUUGAGUACGAGGAUUUGAUCUUUGAGAACUUUUUUAAGUUUGGAAUAAUAGCUUUCUUUACUUCCCUAUUUAUAGAACAUUAAAUCUGUUUACUCUUAGCUUUCUUUUCUUCCCUAUUUCUUUAAGAGGUUCCCUUUUAACUUUCUCCGAUGGCCAGGACUGCGUCUGACAACCAAAGUGGACUAACAACAUCUGUGUCGGAUACACCACCAGCACAUUACAUGAUCAAAAUCAAGUCAUUCUCAUUGUUGGCUAAGAAUGCAUUAGAGAAAUAUGAAUCUGGGAGCUUCGAAGCUGCAGGCUACAAAUGGAAAUUGGUUCUCUAUCCAAAUGGAAAUAAGAGCAAGAAUGUCAGAGAACAUAUUUCUGCCUACUUAGCAAUUGCAGACACAAGUUCACUUGGUCCUGUUUGGGAGGUCUAUGCUAUUUUCCGGCUAUUUUUGCUUGAUCAAAACAAAGACAAUUUCUUGAUCGUACAAGAUGCUGCAGGAAAGGAAAGACGGUUUCAUGGGUUAAAGCUGGAGUGGGGAAUUGAUGCAUUCAUUCCAUUGAGAACAUUUAAUGAUGCUUCUAAUGGAUACCUUGUGGAUGACACGGCUGUGUUUGGAGCAGAGGUGUUUGUCCGUAAAGAAAGGAGCACUGGCGCAGGAGAAUGCUUGUCAAUGAUAAAGGAUACUGUUACUUCUAAGUAUGUCUGGAGGAUCGAGAACUUCUCCAAGUUAGAUCUAGAAUGCUACAGCUCAAAUGUGUUCUUUGCUGGAGAUCAGAAAUGGAAGAUACAGCUAUAUCCGAAGGGGAAGCGGCAUGGAACGGGUACCCAUAUUUCUCUCUAUCUGGCUUUAGCAGAUUCAGCAACCCUCCCUGCUGCUACUAAAAUAUAUGCAGAAUUCACCAUACGUGUCCUGGAUCAGGUGCAUGCUAGGCACAUUUCUGGGAAAGCUAGUAACUGGUUCGGUGCUUCGAGCCCGGAAACCGGUUGGGCAAAGUAUAUUUCACUUGGUUAUCUGAAUCAGCAGAGCAACGGCUGUGUGGUGAAGGAUGUUUGCCUUGUGGAAGCAGAAGUAACUGCGCUUGGAGUUACUAAUGCACUGUAAAUUGAAAACAUAUAUGCUUAUAUCCCUAUUUACAGAACAUAAAUAGUAAAAGCUAGUUACCCCAUUUCUUUAAAUAACUUGAAUAAAAAUAACUCGUAGAUGGAGUCAAUGGGACAUAAUGCUGUAUGCACGUCAUUUACAGGAUUUGUUAGCUGUGCAAACAGCAGCAUCAGAGCCCAUGUGUGUAUAUAUAUGUGUAUGUAUCUGUAUAUGUGUAUGUAAUAAAAAUAAUAUAAAUAAUAUUAGUGCUCCAUUUACAGACUGAA